GUCGGCAGCGGCGAGCGCAAAAUGGAGGCGCUGAUUCUGGAGCCAUCUCUGUACACGGUGAAAGCUGUCAUCAUCCUGGAUAACGAUGGCGAUCGGCUCUUUGCCAAGUACUACGACGACACGUACCCCAGCGUCAAGGAGCAGAAAGCCUUUGAGAAGAACAUCUUCAACAAGACCCACCGCACAGACAGUGAGAUCGCUCUGCUGGAGGGGCUCACUGUUGUCUAUAAGAGCAGCAUUGACCUCUACUUCUACGUCAUCGGCAGCUCCCAUGAGAAUGAGCUGAUGCUCACAGCCGUCCUCAACUGCCUCUUCGACUCACUCAGCCAAAUGCUGCGGAAGAACGUGGAGAAGCGGGCGCUGCUGGAGAACAUGGAGGGGCUCUUCUUGGCUGUGGAUGAGAUCGUGGAUGGAGGGGCGAGGAUGUGCCCCUCACAGAGCAGACAGUUUCUCAGGUGCUGCAGUCGGCGAAGGAGCAGAUCAAGUGGUCGUUAUUGCGCUAACGCGGGCCCCCCCCCCGGACCCCCCCUGCACCCCAAAAAACACACCGUGCCCCCCCCACUGCUGUGUGCUGCUUCGUCUCUACCUGUGCCAUUCCCCCCCCCCGGUGACGCACACGUGGGGCGAUGGGGACACGGUGACACCACACACGGGGGGGGGGCUCAGUGCCACCCCCACCCCCCCAAAAUAGCAGUCCAGGCUCAAACCUCGUCUGUUUAUUGGGGCAAAGCGGGGUGGGGGACGGACAGACAGACGUGGGGAGGGUGACGGCUGCUGUCCCCCCCCCGCAACAAAAAACAACCAACAAAACACCAAAAACUGUUAACUCCC
Gallus gallus (chicken) is the source of this 831-nucleotide messenger RNA. It is a transcript of the gene COPZ1, whose product is annotated as coatomer protein complex subunit zeta 1. Lineage: Eukaryota; Metazoa; Chordata; Aves; Galliformes; Phasianidae. The coding region runs from base 22 to 768 and encodes 248 amino acids. Gene Ontology annotation, biological process: retrograde vesicle-mediated transport, Golgi to endoplasmic reticulum; intra-Golgi vesicle-mediated transport; intracellular protein transport. The record is from RefSeq and is a predicted model, not a curated record. Gene Ontology annotation, cellular component: COPI vesicle coat. The transcript has 8 exons.